Cygnus atratus (black swan) is the source of this 1680-nucleotide messenger RNA. It is a transcript of the gene KPNA7, whose product is annotated as karyopherin subunit alpha 7. Bases 1 to 1551 code for a protein of 516 amino acids. Gene Ontology annotation, biological process: NLS-bearing protein import into nucleus. Gene Ontology annotation, molecular function: protein binding; nuclear import signal receptor activity. Lineage: Eukaryota; Metazoa; Chordata; Aves; Anseriformes; Anatidae. The record is from RefSeq and is a predicted model, not a curated record. Gene Ontology annotation, cellular component: cytoplasm; nucleus. The transcript has 10 exons.
AUGCCAGUCGUGAAUGAGCCCAGCGAGCGGAUGAGGAAGUUCAAGAACAGAGGCAAGGACGCAGCUGCCCUGCGGAGGCAGAGGGUGGAGGUGAACAUCGAGCUGCGGAAGGCCAAGAAGGAUGAGCAGAUCCUGAAGCGCAGGAGUAUUUCCAUCAUCUCGAUGGAGAAAAGCCCCACUCCAGGAGAAGACAAAAACGUGAUUAUUCAGCUGUCCUUGGAGGAAAUAGUCAAAGCUGUGAAUGGGAACAACCCUGAGCUCCAGCUGCAGGCUACGCAGGCUGCCAGGAGAAUGCUGUCCAGGCAGAAGGACCCCCCUCUCAACCAGAUUAUCGAGCUGGGCAUCAUCCCCAGGCUGGUGGAGUUCCUCACCCGCGCUGACAGUGCUCCGCUGCAGUUCGAGGCCGCCUGGGCGCUGACCAACAUCGCGUCCGGCACCUCCGAGCACACCAGGGCGGUGGUGGAGGGAGGUGCCAUCCCGGCCUUCAUCGCCCUCCUCUCCUCCCCGCACAUGCACAUCAGUGAGCAGUCCGUGUGGGCGCUGGGCAACAUCGCAGGUGAUGGUCCUCUGUACAGAGAUGCUCUUAUCAAUUGCAAUGUGAUUCCUCCCUUGCUGGCUCUGGUGUCGCCUGUAACUCCAGUCGGGUUCCUGAGGAACAUCACAUGGACUCUGUCGAACCUCUGUAGGAACAAGAACCCCUACCCUCCCCUGGAUGCGGUGAAGAAGAUGCUGCCGGUCCUCACCUGCCUCAUGGAGCACGAGGACAAGGAAAUCAUUGCUGACUCCUGCUGGGCAGUUUCCUAUCUGACCGACGGCUCCAACGAUCGCAUCCAGAUCGUAGUGGACACGGGGAUUCUCCCAAGGCUGGUGGAGCUCAUGGGCAGCCCAGAGCUGAUCAUCAUGACUCCAGCUCUCCGUGCCAUCGGGAAUGUUGUCACGGGGACCGAUGAGCAGACCCAGGCAGCUAUUGAUGCUGGUGUCUUGGCUGUCCUGCCCCUUCUCUUGCGACAUGCGAAGCCAACCAUACAGAAGGAAGCUGCGUGGACGCUCAGCAACAUCGCAGCAGGGCCUUGCCAGCAGAUCCAGCAACUCAUCACCUGCAGGUUGUUGCCACCUCUGGUGGAGCUGCUUGAUAAGGGGGACUUCAAGGCUCAGAAGGAGGCUGUGUGGGCAGUGGCCAACUUCACGACCGGAGGCACUGUGGAGCAGGUGGUGGAGCUUGUCCAGUCUGGGGUCCUCAAGCCUCUGCUCAACCUGCUUUUGGCUAAAGACAGCAAAACUAUCCUGGUCAUCCUGGAUACAAUUUCAAAUCUCUUCCUGGCAGCUGAGAAGCUGGGAGAGACAGAAAGGCUGUGUCUGCUGGUGGAAGAGCUUGAUGGUCUGGAGAAAAUUGAAGCCUUGCAAACCCAUGACAACAACAUGGUCUACCGAGCUGCACUGAAUAUCAUAGAGAAAUACUUUUCUGGUGAGGAAAAUCCAGAUCUGCAGCCUGGGACUGACCAAGACGGACUAUAUAACUUCUCGGUGGAGAAGCAAGACUUCAAUUUCUGAAGAUGAGGCACUGCACAGCUCUGAGCUAGGCAGUCUUGGUAGAGCCAGGAUGUCCAGAUCAAGAGGAGCAAAAAUGUGGGAUCUUUUUACAUUUGAAGCUUAUCAAUAAAUUGCACUUCUGGGUUUGUA